AUGGCGACCUCCUUCGGAGCGGUCACACGGUUUUGCUUUUCAUCUCUAUUGAAACCAAGAAGGAGUCAUUAUGUUACAGUCAGAUGUGGAAUUAGGCUAUUUACCCGGUCAUGCUCCUCUAAUACCGUCCGAAGUAGCCUUUACGAGCACAUCUGUGCAGGCUACAGUGAUAAACCUGAGAUUGAUAUGCAAAGGGUGUGCGAGGAGACGGACCAAGUCAUUGCCGAGGUGGAACAUCGGAAAGGAGAACUACGGGCAGAGGAUAUCAGAAAAAUGAUCUCCGUCUGGAAAGAGCUUCAGGACGUGCGACAAGAAAUUUCUCUUCUUGAGGAACAUAAGAAAACGAUCAGUGAGAAAGUUCGAGCACUUGUGGAUCAGCAUGACAAGAAAAUUCUACCAGAGAUAUCAGAAUACAAGACGGCAAGAGAGGAAGGGAGGCAGAUUAGAAUGAAACUGAGUCAGUUGUACCCAAAGGAGAAUGACUUGGAGCAGGAGCACUACAGCCGAGCGCUGCGGCUUCCUAACAGAACACAUCCAAAUGUGCCAAUAGGAGAUGAAAGCAAUGCAAGAGUGGUUGAAUUUGUUGGAAAGAAACCAGAGUUUAACUUUAAACCCAAAGGUCAUUUGGAAAUUGGAGAGGCACUUGAUAUCAUCAGACAGAGGCGACUGGCACACGUGUCUGGUCACAGGUCAUAUUAUCUGAGAGGUGCAGGGGCCAGACUCCAGACAGCUCUGCAAAAUUUCGCACUAGACUUUUUACAACAGCGGGGUUUUAUUCCCAUGGUUGUUCCAGACAUGUUAAAAGGAGCUGUUUUUGAGGGCUGUGGGAUGCAGCCCAAUGCCCACAGGUCACAGGUUUACUCCUUAGACCCCUCACGCUUCCCUGACCUUAACCUGGCGGGCACAGGCGAGGUGGGAGUAGCAGGUUAUUUCAUGGAUCAUGCAGUGAAUUGGAAAGAUCUACCAGUCAGAACAGUGUGCAGUAGUACCUGUUACAGGGCUGAAACGGACACAGGCCGAGAAACCUGGGGGCUGUACAGGGUCCAUCACUUCAACAAGGUGGAGAUGUUUGGUGUGACUGCAGAUGAAACAGGAGAGGAGAGUUCGUGCCUGUUAGAGGAGUUUGUGUCGUUACAGAGGGAAAUGUUCUCUGCCCUUGAGCUUCAUUUCAGGGUCUUGGACAUGCCCACUCAGGAGCUUGGCCCCCCUGCUUACAGGAAGUAUGAUAUUGAAGCCUGGAUGCCAGGGCGGGGCAGCUUUGGAGAGAUAUCCAGCGCAUCAAACUGUACUGACUACCAGAGUCGUCGACUUAACAUUGUGUACGAGGACGAGGAGGGCAAGCUGCAUUAUGCCCACACAGUAAAUGCUACGGCGUGUGCUAUUCCCCGAACUGUAAUUGCAAUUUUGGAGUCCCAUCAGACAAAGGAUGGGACAGUUCGUGUACCUCAUGUCUUGCAGCCAUAUCUUGGAUUGACAGUGAUAGAAAAGCCCAGUUACACCCCCCUAAAAUACAUUGGUCCAAACCAACCCAACCGUCAUCCUCGUCCCUCUCCCAAGCCUCAGCGUCAUUAG
Chanos chanos (milkfish) is the source of this 1572-nucleotide messenger RNA. It is a transcript of the gene sars2, whose product is annotated as seryl-tRNA synthetase 2, mitochondrial. Gene Ontology annotation, molecular function: serine-tRNA ligase activity; ATP binding. Gene Ontology annotation, biological process: seryl-tRNA aminoacylation. NCBI's taxonomy places the organism in Eukaryota, Metazoa, Chordata, Actinopteri, Gonorynchiformes, Chanidae. The record is from RefSeq and is a predicted model, not a curated record.